CAUUUCGUGGUUGUAGCUCCAACGUAACAACCCCCAUGGCGUCUGCCGCGAAUCCGCCGCCCGCGCCGACGUCGGACUCGCUUCGAGUCGUCAUUGCACUCUCCACGCAUGGAAGUCGCGCCCCUGCCCAAGGCGCCGCGACCCUUUGCCCUGCGAACGCCGCCAACCUCAACACGUACUCUGUCCCGUUCGAGCAACUCACGGACAAGGGCAUGCAGCAAAUGGUGCACGCAGGCGCUCACACCCGGGACGUCUACGUUGAAUCCAAGCACUUUUUGUCCCCUACACUCAAGAAGAAAACUCACUUUGACGCGUACUUCCGCGCGGACCCGUCGCAGAGCUGCGGGCAGAGCUCCGUCACGUUCGGGUACGGCUUGUACCCGGACUCGACGUCGACGACGCUCGGAUUUCCUGUACCAGUCCCCGUCGUCAUGCAACUUCUCUCGAACGAGCACGACAUUGCCGUCACGCACGGGCCAUGCCGCGACACCCUCGACGCUGACGUUGACAACUUUGAUGCGCACAAGGGCAAGGACAUGUUGAAUGCGCAAGCGUCCGUGCUGGACCAACUGAGCACCGCUUGCGGCCGGCCCUUCGACGUGACGACAUCUCCCAGCAAGGACUUGUCUGUGAUCUCGGACAUGAUGCACGCGGAUGCCAGCCAGGGGCUGCCGUCCAUCUUUUCCCCAAAACUCGCGAUCGAUGUCCAGACGUUGGCGCUCAACCAGAUGCUUGGCCGCUACCUCGGCAGUCCUCGGCAAGUCACAUACUACCUCGGGGGUUUCCCCAACCUUAUGCUGUCGCAGCUGAACCAAGCGGCCAGCUUGACGGAGACAUCGCCAUACAAACUGUACGCGUACACAGCCCACCGCCAUCUCCUCCACGGAAUGGGAUUCCUCCUCGGCUGGAACUUCCACUUUGACGGAGAGCCCAAGGCGGACGAGUACAACACAACGGCGCUCCCGGCUGGCACGACGCUUUUCAUUGAGCUGCAUACCGCCAACGAUGGGGCCGACCCUGUCGUCGAAACUCACAUUUGGUCGCCAGAGACGAUCCGCACCCAGGUGAAACUCACCAAGUGCAGCGCGCUGGCAUGUCCGCUGGCCGAGUUCAAUGGCAUCAUCGACCGCCACAUCCAGCUCACGACCACGUGGCAAGAGUUGUGCCAGUACCAUCCCAUCAACCAAGGGAGCGCGAAUGGCGUCGGGACGGCGGGCGACGACCUUGCCUCCUCCAACUACUCACUCGUCCUCGGCGCCGUCCUUGUGGCGCUCACGUUGUUUGCCAUGCACUCGGCCUACACUCGCAUCAACCAAUUCCGCCGUCACAGUCAAUACCGCCCUUUGUAACACCCCCCACCACUUAAUGGAACUCGAUGUCAUUGUUGUGCUGGGUCCCA
Aphanomyces invadans is the source of this 1399-nucleotide messenger RNA. RefSeq lists its product as hypothetical. Bases 36 to 1349 code for a protein of 437 amino acids. NCBI's taxonomy places the organism in Eukaryota, Oomycota, Saprolegniomycetes, Saprolegniales, Verrucalvaceae. The transcript has a single exon. The record is from RefSeq and is a predicted model, not a curated record. Gene Ontology annotation, molecular function: phosphatase activity. Gene Ontology annotation, biological process: dephosphorylation.